Penicillium cinerascens is the source of this 1344-nucleotide messenger RNA. Its product is annotated as tRNA-dihydrouridine(20) synthase (NAD(+)). Gene Ontology annotation, molecular function: tRNA dihydrouridine synthase activity; flavin adenine dinucleotide binding. The record is from RefSeq and is a predicted model, not a curated record. The coding region runs from base 1 to 1344 and encodes 447 amino acids. Gene Ontology annotation, biological process: tRNA dihydrouridine synthesis. Gene Ontology annotation, cellular component: cytoplasm. NCBI's taxonomy places the organism in Eukaryota, Fungi, Ascomycota, Eurotiomycetes, Eurotiales, Aspergillaceae. The transcript has a single exon.
AUGUCUUCCGUCGCUGAGUCCGCCACCGCGGCUGCGCUGCCGCGCGUGCCCAUCCCAGCCAACGGAGUCGACUACCGCGGCAAAAUCGUCUUGGCCCCGAUGGUCCGCUCCGGCGAACUACCCUCACGUCUACUCGCUCUCAAAUAUGGCGCCGACCUCGUUUGGGGUCCUGAGACUAUCGACCGCGCCAUCAUCGGCUGUGAGCGCCACGUCAACCCCCGCAACGGCUGUAUCGAAUUCUCCCGCAUGCCCUCGAACGGUGGCCGUCCCGAUAUUGUCUCAAAGGAAUCAGUCAUCUAUCGCCUUGACCCCGUGCGCGAAAAAGGCCGUCUCGUCUUCCAGAUGGGCACUGCAAACCCAGAAUUAGCAGUGCAGGCCGCCAAAGUUGUCGCCGCUGACGUGUCGGGCAUCGAUGUUAACUCAGGUUGCCCCAAGCCGUUCAGCACCAGCGGCGGCAUGGGCGCGGCGCUGCUGCGGACUCCCGACAAGCUCGUCUCCAUCCUGGAAGCGCUGGUCCAUGAAGUCGGCGAGCCUUUCAAGAUCGGCAUCUCUGUCAAGAUCCGUAUCCUCGAAACCCCCGAGGUGACUGAGGCUCUCGUGUCCCGACUCGUCCGCACCGGUAUCACUGGUCUGACAGUACACUGCCGCACCACGCCCAUGCGGCCCCGCGAGCGCGCAAUUCGCCACCAGCUCCGCAUGAUCGCAGACGUGUGCCACAAAGCAGGCGUGGCGUGCGUGAUGAACGGCGACGUGACCUCGCGCGACCAGGGGCUUGCUUUGAUGGAAGAGUUCGGCGUCGAUGGCGCCAUGAUCGCCACGGCAGCCGAAACCAACUCAUCCUGCUUCCGUGCCGAAGCAGACGGCGGGCUCGCGCCGUGGCGCGACGUCGUCCACGAGUACCUCCGGUUCUGUAUCGAGAGCGAGAACCGUCUUGGAAACACCAAGUAUCUGCUGAAUAUGCUGAUCCCUGGCAAGAACCAGGACUUCAAGGAGGCCAAGCUGUCUCGAACUUACACGGAUGCCUGCCGUCGACUAAAGUUCAAUGAUCUGGUUCCCUUGGCAAUCCAACUUGACGAGAUCCUCGACCUGGAUCGCAAGUGGGAGCUUGGUCCCCCUGAGGGCCAUCCCCGCUCAAAGGCUGUUCAAAAUGCCAUGGAGAACAACGAGUCUGCCAAGGCUGCUGGAGGCGAAUGCACCAGAUCCAAGGCGACUUCGCCUGUUAUCCACAACGGUGGACCUAUUCGCACUUCGUCCAUUCCGGCACCAGCCAAGACCGAGACCGACCAGCCUGCUCUUGCUUCGAUCCCAGCCCCGAUGGCCCAGAACACCGAGGUCACGGCUUAA